CUCGUUCAAAGUUUACGGUGAAGUAUUCCAAUCAAGAGACCACAUGUUCUAUCUUCCCUCUUAAUUGCCAAGGGAAAAAAAAAAAAUCUUUCCUUUUGAUCUUCUUUUACUACAUCUUCUUGCCAAAUGGCAUUGUGUUAUCCCACCCUUAUUUUCACAUCUGGAAAUUGGAAUGCCAGCGAUGAGUUGGGACGACCCGGAGCUCUAAACAGCUCAGAAGGUCAACUUCACGUCCAGUUCCAACACCACCAAUCAGAAGGCUUUAUCAGUUCCGAACCUGUUGAAGCUUUUAUGGGUAAAGGAGGUGGGUGUGUGCCAAGCAAGCAGAGGGCUCCCGCAGGUGUUGCCGAUCAAGAUCCUACAGAUCCAGAAAGGAACACUCAUGUUUCUGGCCAAAACCAAACCUCAAGUACUAAUAAUACAACCACCCCAGUUCAAGAUGGGGUCCUGCAAUCGGCCAAGAAGCUCAGGAUUUUCCUUGUGUUUUACUCGAUGUACGGCCAUGUGGAGCUCAUGGCAAAGACAAUAAAGAAAGGGGUGGAUUCCGUUGAGGGAAUUGAAGGGGUUCUUUAUAGGGUCCCGGAGACACUGCCCCCGGACGUAUUGGCGCAGAUGAGGGUACCUCAGAAGGACAACGAGGUGCCCGUGAUAUCUGCGGAGGGUCUGGUGGAGGCUGAUGGAUUGCUUUUCGGUUUUCCAACGAGGUAUGGGAGCAUGGCCGCACAGAUGAAGGCAUUUUUUGAUUCAAUGUGGGGGCUGUGGGAGCAGCAGACGCUGGCUGGCGUGCCUGCCGGCUUUUUCGUGAGCACCGGCACACAGGGCGGCGGCCAGGAGACCACUGCUUGGACAGCAGUCACUCAGUUAGCCCACCAUGGGAUGCUUUAUGUUCCUAUUGGGUACACUUUUGGCGCUGGUAUGUUCAAAAUGGACUCCAUCAGAGGUGGCUCUCCAUACGGUGCAGGAGUGUUUUCUGGUGAUGGCACUAGGGAACCAAAUGAAACUGAGCUUGCACUUGCAGAGCAUCAGGGCAGGUAUAUGGCUACUAUAGUCAAAAGAUUUGCCCGAUCUUCUUAGUCCGUACCUGGCUAAAUCUCAACUAGCUUUGCUUGACCAACAUUCAUGUCCAACUCCAUUUUCUGUGCUUAUAGGAAAUUUGACUUAUUUUUUUUUAUGGUCUUCAGAUACUAUGUGUUGAUAGAUCCAGAUAGCUAAGGAACAUUUGAUUUUUUAGCCUGAAUACUUUGAGCUUCUCACUUAGUGGAUUUUACUUCAUUGUUUGCUCAUACAGUUGUAUUUUUGUAUAUGGUGUGAAAAAUCGAAUCAAUUCUUAUCAUAAAUAAUAUAAUGGUUUGUGUUCUUCUUUA
Molecule: messenger RNA, 1364 nt
Organism: Carya illinoinensis
Lineage: Eukaryota; Viridiplantae; Streptophyta; Magnoliopsida; Fagales; Juglandaceae
Product: probable NAD(P)H dehydrogenase (quinone) FQR1-like 2
Exons: 3
Coding region: 127-1074 (315 amino acids)
Molecular function (GO): FMN binding; NAD(P)H dehydrogenase (quinone) activity
Source: RefSeq, a predicted model, not a curated record